AUGGCGAAACCAAACUCAUUGAAUAAUUUGAUCUGUUUCCUUUUCUUUUGUGUCCUUCAUCUAGCUAAAGCUUCCAAACCAUCUACGAUACAAACGGUCACAGUCAACCCAUGCACCCUCACUCCAACCGUUCCUACAUAUGCCUCUCCUUCAACACCUUGCCCAACUAUCACCAUCUCCACUUCUCAUACCUCCUGUCCACCAACGACUCCAACAUCCUGCUCCCAGAAUUUCUGCAUCUCAGAUGCCUUUAUAACAGUUCCCUGCACCUGUCCCUACUCCGUACCAACAACCACGCUCUACACCCCGUGUCCCUCGGCCUGUUCGCAAACUUGUCACAUCGGACAUCAAAUCUACCAUGAAACAUCCUGUUCCAGCACAACCCCCACCCCCAUAAUCGACCCCCCGCCAACAUCUCUCACCAUUCCAACGGGUGGCUCAACCAUCUGUUCCUGUCCUUACUAUCCUCCCUACCCAACUUAUUGCAAUCCGCCCUGUCCAGUCCACACCCCCAGCUCUACCCCAAGCAUCACCACUCAAACCCUCCCCACUACAACCCCCAACCUCGUCACCUGCUCCUGUCCCUACUAUCCCCCCUACCCUACAAACUGCAUCUUCCCCUGUCCAAUCCACACCCCCACCACCGUCAUCACCGUCCCGACACUCACAACCAUCACCCCAAGUAUCACCCCAAGUAUCACCUCAACUAUCACCCCAACCCCUAGCUGCGAAAGUAUCACGGUUACGAAAGGAGAUUCGUGUGCGUCGGUUGUUGGGGGCCCGUGUUCGAGUCCUGAUUGUAUAUAUCUCUCUACCGUCACGAUAAACUGUGGAUGUGGUGGUUCGAUUGGGACGGUGACUAGUUGCAAAACAACGUGUGAUAACGGGGCGUGUGGGACUGAGUGGCGGACGCUUGCAUUGCCUUGUCCGACGACUCCGAUGGUGUUUUGA
This is a messenger RNA of Botrytis deweyae, 951 nucleotides long. RefSeq lists its product as uncharacterized. The transcript has 5 exons. Bases 1 to 951 code for a protein of 316 amino acids. The record is from RefSeq and is a predicted model, not a curated record. Lineage: Eukaryota; Fungi; Ascomycota; Leotiomycetes; Helotiales; Sclerotiniaceae.